AGCGAACUGGAGGAGCGUUUUGGUUUCAUCAUUGUGGUAGCGGUGGAAUAACCAGCAUCAUGUCGUCCCCAGAGAACUGGUUCAACAACCUUCCCAAGAUCACACGCACAUACAUGACGUUGUGCUUUGCUACAACGUGCAUGACGCAGUUCGGAUUGCUCAGCCCAAGGACCAUCUACCUGGACUUUGGAUUGGUCUUCUUCGAAUUCAACUUUUGGCGCCUUGUCACGUGCUUCCUCUUUAUCGGCAAGUUCAGCUUUAACUUUCUCGUGUUCCUAUUACUCUUGGGACAAUAUGGAAGUGUACUGGAGAAUGAUCCCUUCGUUGCUGGAGGGGGGGCGUCCGCGGACUUUGCCUUCAUGAUGCUCGUUGGUGGAGUCGUCCUCAAUAUCAUUGGGUUCAUUUUGGGGUACCCAUUCUUGGGAAUUCCGAUGAUCUUUAUGAUCCUCUACGUUUGGAGCCGCAAGCACACAGAGCAAAUCGUGUCCUUCUGGGGAUUCAAGUUCAAGGCAUUGUAUUUCCCAUGGGCCAUGAUUGGCUUUACGUUGCUCACUGGCGGCGAUCCCAUUCCCGAACUCGCGGGGGUAUUUGCCGGCCAUGUGUACUAUUUCAUGCUGGAAAUCCUUCCGAACACCAAAAACAUCAAUUUGCUGAAAACCCCUCAAUUCUUGACAAACCUCUUCCCCUCGGACAACCGACCCAUGACAGGAGGUGCCGCCCCGCGCCAAGCAGGCUCAGGUGCCACGACAGGUCCGUCGCGCUACAACUGGGGUGGUGGCGGGCGCACGCUAGGUCGUGACUAGUUGUGUCUUGUACAUCGAAGCGGUGGCUUUUGGACGUUGGCUAAACAGCUCCUUUAUAUACAUCCAUGUGCAUUAAGUCAAAUACGAACUUAUGUCCAAGAUUGCAGCGUCGAAUGCAAUCCCUCAUCUCGAAUUUCAGUGCUAUUUGAAUGGGUUAGGCGUCUUCGUCGACUUCGGUGGCCUUGAAAUUCUCGUCUUGCGUGGCUUCAACCGACACGAACAGCGACCAAGUGGGGUGAGCCGCCAAGAGCACUUGAAUCUGGUCCGAUGGGCCCGAAAUUAAGCAGCACACGUUGAGCCACGACGGCCAGUUGGCCACUUCCGGGAUGGAAAUAAAGUGAGGGAUAGGGACAACAAGAGUCGUUCGGUUCGACUUUGCCAAAACUUGGAGCAUGGUGUCCCCGUGCUCGUCCUUGCGGAAGAUGUGGACGUGGAGGAAAAGGCCCGACGGUGCAAGCGAUUCGACAGUCCACAUCAAGUCCUCGACGUUUGUUUGGUAGUACAUCAAAUCACAGCCCAAGACGACAUCAAACGCGCCCAAAGAUGGCGGGUACGAGGCACCCCAGUACAACUGGCGGCAUGCCGUGGACAAUUCAGGUUUGAUGGAAUGCACGACAUGCUCCAAAUUGCGUUGCGCCAAUGCAACUGCUCGCUCGUCUCCGUCAGUCAGAACCAAGUCGGACAAGAUUGCUCGAGCACCAGCCACGCAUCCAAUAACUCCUGUACCGCACCCCAGCUACAAGUGCAUUAGAUUGACCCGUCUGUGUUCAUAGUUGCCUCAAUGACGCGUUUCCCACGGAGCAGCGCCAAUCCAUCGGCGGAGGCAAGGAACCGCGCCAUGACUUGAGCGCCCGAGUAGACUCGCAACCCAGUUGAGUCUUGGCUAGCAGAGUUGCUGGUCAGACACAUGUGGUUGUAGUCCGCGCUUCCGUAUUGGAAGAACGAAUACGUCCCCGCAUCGCCAAAUUCCACCGUCUCCUCCGCAAUCGCCAUGUUGAUGUGGAAAGUCGAAC
Aphanomyces invadans is the source of this 1816-nucleotide messenger RNA. RefSeq lists its product as hypothetical. Gene Ontology annotation, molecular function: ubiquitin-specific protease binding; misfolded protein binding. Lineage: Eukaryota; Oomycota; Saprolegniomycetes; Saprolegniales; Verrucalvaceae. Gene Ontology annotation, cellular component: Hrd1p ubiquitin ligase ERAD-L complex; endoplasmic reticulum membrane. The record is from RefSeq and is a predicted model, not a curated record. Bases 60 to 803 code for a protein of 247 amino acids. Gene Ontology annotation, biological process: endoplasmic reticulum unfolded protein response. The transcript is spliced from 5 exons.